This is a messenger RNA of Scedosporium apiospermum, 1713 nucleotides long. RefSeq lists its product as uncharacterized. The record is from RefSeq and is a predicted model, not a curated record. Gene Ontology annotation, molecular function: oxidoreductase activity. Lineage: Eukaryota; Fungi; Ascomycota; Sordariomycetes; Microascales; Microascaceae. Bases 1 to 1713 code for a protein of 570 amino acids. The transcript has 7 exons.
AUGUGGUCUCCACAAAAGCUCAUUCCCCUUCUAACGCUCUGCCUGGCGUCUCUCACCUCGGCGAGGAUCUCUAUCACAGGCGCAACUACCGGCAUCAACUCCGCUAGCGGCGAGGCGCCUCCUAGGCUCAAUAUUAAUACUCUGCAUAAGCAGGGAGGUCCGGCAUGGACACUCUACGUGAGAGCCCUUGCCGCUAUGCAAGAGGCGAAGUCGUCUGAUGCUUCGUCGUACUUCCAAAUCGCCGGUAUUCAUGGACGCCCCUUGAUACCGUGGGAUGGUGACGGCAAAUCUGUUGGGCCCAAUGGAUACUGCCCUCACGCGCAAGUACUCGUCCAACACGCCCUCACCCUCGCCGAAGAGUACCCGGCCAACGUCAGGGCCAAAUACCGCUCUGCCGCCCAAACCCUCCGCAUUCCCUACUGGGACUGGGCCGAUGAUGCCACUAUUCCCCCGUCCGUCGGCCAGGCCCAGAUCCAAGUCGACACGCCCAAGGGCAAGAAGACGAUCCGGAAUCCCCUGUACAGCUACAACUUCCCCAAGGAAGCUGUCGACGGAAAGUAUGGUUCGAUAACUGGUAACCGUGACGCUACCAAGACAGUGAGGUGCUCCGCCGCAGAGGCGAAUGCCCGCAUGGCAGGCGUGAACUUUAAAGGUCUCGUCUAUGACGCAUUCACUCGAAGCGAUACGUUUGCCAAGGUUGCCUCAGUAGGAAGUGACGGCGUAGUAAUGUCCUUUGAGCAGCCCCAUAACUCCAUCCACGUUCGAGCUGCUUGUGGAAACAACUUUGCCUACACUUCGGAUUCCGCCUUCGAUCCUCUCUUCAUGCUCCAUCACGCCAACGUCGACCGCCUCUGGGCCAUGUGGGAAGAACUCUACCCCAACCAGAAAGCCCUCUCCCCUCCCUACAAAUCCGGCGGCACCUUCGCCAUCCCCCGCGGCACCACCAUCUCCAACACCUCCCCUAUGCUCCCCUUCUACGGCCCCGGCAACAAAGUACACACCAGCGCGCACGUCCAAGACAUCUCUACUUUCGGCUACACCUAUCCCGAGAUCCCCAAGGGCGUCAAGAGCACUACCUCCCGCCGUAACGCCAUGAAGGCCACCGUCAACAAGCUCUAUGGGCCUGCCGCCCCCAAGCCCAAGACUCGCAGGGCCCUCGAGUACGUAGACGAUAUUGUCGACGAGGUUGUCGACACAGUGGAAAACGCUGUCGACGACGAGGUGGACUUGGUAAACGACCUCCUGGAUGUCGAAUUCUUCGCCAAUAUUCGCGUCAACGGAAGCCACAUCCCAACGCCCUGCGAGAUCAACGUCUACAUCGGAGGAAAAGUAGCCGGCAGUUUCGAUAUCCUGACGGCGCCCCACGGCGGAGGAAUCGUCGAGGGUGAGAUUCCCCUCGAGGGUCUUGUCCAGGCCAUUGGCCUUGGUGCGAUCGCGAAGACGGGCAUCCAGGCCGUUUCUAUCUUGGGAGAGAACGUCCACGUCGAGAUCCUGCACCCCAACGGAACCGCCAUCCCCUACGAACAGUACGACAGCGAAUUCGAAAUCGACCUCGUCGACAUCGACGUCACCCUCGACUCCAGCCCCGACGUGUUCCCCCAGUACGGCGAGAGCCGUCACACGCCUGUCCGCGCCAAGCCGGCGCCGCUCCGGAAGAAGUGCGGACGCCGAAACCGAUAUGCGGAUAUCCCCGGCGUUAAGCUCCGAGUGUGA